AUGACCGCAAACACAGAGAAUUCCCAGGAGGUGAACCUCCAAGUGGACUAUGUAAUCCACUACAGCUUCGGGGGCACAGAUAAACUACAAGCCAUUGAACAGCUCGAGAAGCUACUCCAGUCACUCGCCAAAGUUGGUCUUCAGGCAGAGGUCCGUCAAGGCGAUGAGGUGUCCUUACUGGUCUUUGUGAAAGCUUCUGAGAAGCACUUGAAGCGGGCGGUUUAUCGGUCGCGUGUACGCGACUGGCUUUAUGGUAUUCGCAAUGCUGAGCCUACACGGUCCAAUUCGACGGAGCCUCAGACUGAGGCCGAGCGUCUGCGGGUUAUUCACCAAAUGAUGACGCUUCCUGAGGAAGAGGGCGGUGCGAAUAUUACGCCUGGUCAUGGCCAAUGGAAGAAUGUCUCUGCUAUAUUCCCGCUUCAUGAUAUUGAGACGAAUAAUAAGUGGAUGAGGGAGUGGAGUAAAAAGACUUUCCUUUCUGAGGAUGAUUUGGAUCAGAUCAGGAAUAAGUUUGGUGAAAGUGUUGGAUUCUACUUCUCUUUCCUGCAGUCUUACUUCCGGUUCCUGAUCUUCCCCGCUGUUUUUGGAUUCUCGUGCUGGUUCCUUCUUGGCGGUUUCUCCAUAAUCUAUACUGUGGUGAACUGUCUUUGGUGUAUUAUUUUCGUGGAAUAUUGGAAGCGCCAGGAGGUGGAUCUGAGCUGCAGAUGGGAGACCAAGAAUGUUUCCGCUGUCCGAACUAAGCGGCGAGAGUUCAAGCCCGAGAAGGAGGUCUGCGAUCAGAGUACUGGUGAGGUGCAUGGUGUCUUCCCGGCAACUAAGCGUAUGCAACGACAGCUGCUUCAGAUCCCAUUUGCCCUGCUUGCGGCAAUUGCUCUGGGUGCUAUCAUUGCAACUUGCUUUGCUAUUGAGAUCUUCAUCUCGGAGCUUUAUAAUGGGCCUUUGAAGACAUACUUGAUCUUCAUUCCGACCAUUCUUGUCUCGGCGCUCGUUCCAACUAUGAGUGCUAUCUUAUCAUCGAUUGCAACCAAGCUCAAUGAUUACGAGAACCACGAGACGAGCAACGCAUAUGAUGUGGCACUGACCCAGAAGGUCUUCGUGAUCAACUUUAUAACGUCAUAUCUUCCAAUCUUCCUGACUGCCUUCGUCUACGUGCCAUUCGCCAGUCUAAUUGUUCCUUACCUCGAUGUCUUCCACUUGACAGUCCGUCCUUUCGUGUCCAAGGAACAUGCCAUAUCAAAGCAAUCGCACUUCCAGAUCGACCCUGCUCGCCUCCGCAACCAGGUUAUCUAUUUUACCGUCACGGCCCAGAUUGUCGGCUUUGCUAUGGAGACUAUUGUUCCCUAUAUCAAGCAACACGCACUUCGCAAAUAUAAGAAGUAUAACAAGGAGCGCAAUGGCAAGGCAGAGCGCAGCGACGACAAAGAAUCCCCCGAGAGACCUGUUGUGUCUUAUGACGACCCCGCCGAGGAAGUGAAAUUCCUCACGCGCGUGCGCAACGAGGUUGAGCUUUCCGAGUACGAUGUAACGGACGAUCUGCGCGAGAUGUGUAUUCAGUUCGGAUACCUAGCACUGUUCUCACCCAUAUGGCCACUCGUCCCGCUCUCCUUCUUCGUGAACAAUUGGGUAGAGCUACGGUCCGACUUCUUCAAGAUCUGCAUGGAAUUCCGCCGCCCAGUUCCACUACGAACCGACACAAUCGGACCGUGGCUGGAUAGCCUCGGAUUCCUCUCGUGGGUAGGAAGCAUCACCAGCGCAGCACUAGUCUACAUGUUCAGCGGCAAUGCCCAGCACGGACCAAACGGCGAGCCCACAGAUAUCAAGGGCUGGGCCUUACUCCUAACAAUCUUCUUCUCGGAACACCUCUACCUAAUCGUGCGGUAUGCCGUCCGGGCUGCCAUGGCCCGCCUGGAACCACCAAACUCCCGCAAAGAACGUGGCGAGCGAUACCUCAUGCGCAAGCGGUAUCUGGAAUCCACACUGCACGCGGAGACAGAUGAUGACAAAGAUGAAAGCGAAGGGAUCUACAUCCCUGAGUCAUCUGAGAUCUCUCGUGCUUCUCUCGAGGAUGAUGCCCGGCACGCGUCCUUGCAUGGUGUCGACCCGGCAGAUCGGUUCUGGAUGCACCAGCAGGGCUGGGCGGAGUCAGCCAAGAUUGGUGCUGGGAUUAUCCAGGCUCAGCCUGUCAAGGGUGCCGUUAAAAAGCAGCAGUAG
Messenger RNA from Penicillium arizonense, 2211 nucleotides. Its product is annotated as anoctamin family protein. The record is from RefSeq and is a predicted model, not a curated record. Gene Ontology annotation, cellular component: cortical endoplasmic reticulum. Gene Ontology annotation, molecular function: chloride channel activity. Bases 1 to 2211 code for a protein of 736 amino acids. Gene Ontology annotation, biological process: chloride transmembrane transport. NCBI's taxonomy places the organism in Eukaryota, Fungi, Ascomycota, Eurotiomycetes, Eurotiales, Aspergillaceae. The transcript is spliced from 5 exons.